AUGCGUGUUUCCACACUGCACAAAGCUAUGCACAAUGAAGAGGAUCAGUGUUUAACUUUAUCGCCUGUGUUUGAGCAUCAAUUUAAUCCAAUAUGGUUUACGAAAGGAAAGGACACCUUAGUUUCUCAUGUUCACGACCUUGGAGAAAACUGUGCCUCCAAACUCUAUUUUGGUGAUACUGCCGAUAUAACUAAAAGUAAAAAUGGUAUAGAAAAAACAGGUAAAGACUAUUCAUUUAAUGAUGCUCUGUGUGUUUUAGAAUCGAGGAUAGGUAAAAAAAAAAAGCCUACUCAGAACAGUAGUAUGACGGUCAAUCGUCUGUUGGACCGACUUAAUAUGAGGCCUAUUUUCAACAAAAUGCGGUUCGUCCACAUUGCAGGGACUAAGGGCAAAGGUACAACCGCGGCCUACACGUCUGCACUUUUACAGACGUAUGGAUUAAAGGUUGGCCUCUUUACAUCGCCUCAUCUGAUAGAUAUCCGUGAACGUAUUUUGGUUGACAACUUAAUGUUUUCUCAACAUACAUUUGCUCGUUACGUUUUUGAGCUUCAUGAACGACUUGAGGCUCUUAAGUAUUCGGAACGUGAUCUGGAUAGAGAUGAUGCAUCCAGCAUCGGUUAUUUUGCCUUUUUAUUUUUGUUAUCCUUGCACAUCUUUGCUGCUGAGCAUGUCGAGGUGGCCAUCAUGGAAGUUGGGAUCGGUGGGCGCAAGGACACCACCAACAUCAUUCCUUCCGAAGUAACUCUUAUUACGGCGAUUGACUACGACCAUAUGGAUCUUUUAGGAAAUACCAUUCAGUUGAUUUCGCACGAGAAGGCCGGUAUCAUGAAACCUAACGUGGUAUGCUUUGCGUCACCCCAGCAGGACCACCCUGAGGUGCGUUGUGAGCUGGAGGGUGUGGCCAAGGCCACUCAGGCGCCCUUCAUGUUUCUGGACGACUCAGUUUUCCCCAUAAAGAGCUGGCCGCGUCUGGCCGUUGGAGGUGAUCAUGCGAUCGAAAACAGCAAGCUAGCCUUCAUGGCGGCGCGACAAAUCGCCGGGAUACCACCUGUAUUGCCUUUGGAUGAGGUAGAGUGGACAGUUCUUCGCACGAUGAAGUUCGCCGGACGCUCACACGUUAUUCCCUUUGGUGAUGACAACGAUUGCGUAUUUUAUUUGGAUGGGGCACACACGGUGGCGAGUCUUGAACACGCCACCAAGUGGUUUCUGGAAGUCAGUGCUACCCCUCCUGGCAAUAGACUAAUAGGCGAAGAAGGUGUGAGCAAGGAGCCUCGUCGAGUUUUGCUAUUUUUUACCUUACGAGACCCAAACCGCAUACUAAAAGCAUUUAUGCCAUUUGUUUCUAAGUUUUGUAAAGCCGUUAUUGCACAAGUGCCCGUCAUGAAACCAGAGUCGCCAGACGUGGUCAUUCGAAUCGCCGAAUUGACGGGUGUAAGUGAUCCUAAUCAGGAUGACAACUCCAUCCAUUGGAAUUCUUUAUCGUAUUUACGUGAAAGGCUUGUGACCACGACGGAGUGCUGGCGGGAGCUCUACCGAGAGGUACCUUGUUUACCAUCUGCCCAGCCUUUCGGCACCAUCGACGAUAUUCUUAAUCUAGUUGUCCCAGCAGCUAGUGAUAACGAAGAUGCCUUGAAGCCUGCUCAGGUAUUUGUGUGUGGAUCACUCUACCUCGUAGGUAACGUUCUCCAACUGAUAAAAAAACAUAUCACGGAGAAACAUCACAUGUAA
Messenger RNA from Phytomonas sp. Hart1, 1728 nucleotides. Lineage: Eukaryota; Euglenozoa; Kinetoplastea; Trypanosomatida; Trypanosomatidae. The record is from the annotation of a GenBank genome assembly.